CUUUGCUGCUGUCGGUUGUGUCCGCGCUCCGGUGACUACAUCCACAUCCUCAGACGUCCUGAAUCAGGGGCCUCGACUUUCUCGGAGCCUGCUCGUCGGGCACACACCUGUGCGCUAUCUCCCUCCACUGGCGAGUAACGACUUGGCAAGCGAUUGGCAAUAAGGCAAUAAUAGCGGUGGCCAUCAGAACGAGAACGAGAACAAGAAAAAGAGCAAGUGUCAGGCAGCAUGUCGUCCCCAUUGAGAGUCCUUUUCCGUGGCACUAGGGCAGCAUUUGGAUCUGGCAACUAAGCGGGGCGAGCACACAUACCGACUCACCGACGACACACCGCCUGUGGUCAUUACCAUGACGCUGCUGCAGCGACUCCAGGCCAUGUCGGCCACCACAACCAGGACAAUAUUGGAGGACAGCAUCGGGAGCUUCGGUGGCGCGACAAAGGAACCGCUGGCGGGCCAACUUCCCGUGCUGGAGGAGUCCGCCUCGCAUGCCCGUUAUUUGAAAUUCAUCGCCGACGGGCUCAUCGACGAGGGACUGGGCAGUGCGGUGGGCAGUGGGAGCAGCGGGAGCAGCAUCGCCGUCUCCCUUGAAGACGUCGUCGCUGGGCAGGCACAGGACAUCCAGGCGGGCGAAGGACCCACCGACGAUGCCGACGGCAGCAGCCAUCUGGCAUUAGUCUUCGUCAAGUGUUUCAUUAUCGGUUUCAUCAUACUGGCCGCCAUCCUGGGCAACAUGCUGGUAAUUGUGUCCGUCAUGCGCCACCGGAAAUUGCGCAUCAUUACCAACUACUUUGUGGUCUCUCUGGCCGUCGCCGACAUGCUGGUGGCCCUCUGUGCGAUGACAUUUAAUGCUUCCGUCAUGAUCUCGGGCAAGUGGAUGUUCGGAUCCGUGAUGUGCGAUGUGUGGAACAGCUUCGACGUCUACUUCUCCACCGCCAGCAUCAUGCACCUCUGCUGCAUAUCCGUGGACAGAUACUACGCCAUCGUCCAGCCGCUGGACUAUCCGUUGAUCAUGACCCAGCGGCGCGUGUUCAUCAUGCUCCUGAUGGUGUGGCUCUCGCCGGCGCUGCUCUCGUUCCUGCCCAUCUGCUCGGGAUGGUACACAACGACCGAGAACUACAAGUAUCUCAAAUCGAAUCCGCACAUAUGCGAGUUCAAAGUGAACAAGGCGUACGCCAUAGUCAGCUCGUCGAUGAGCUUCUGGAUCCCAGGCAUCGUGAUGCUGUCGAUGUACUACCGCAUUUACCAGGAGGCCGACCGACAGGAGCGCCUGGUGUACAGAUCCAAGGUGGCCGCCCUGCUGCUCGAGAAGCAUCUGCAGAUUAGCCAAAUUCCCAAGCCGCGACCGAGCAUCCAGGUGGAGCAGUCGACCAUCUCGACGAUGCGGCGAGAGCGGAAGGCCGCCCGCACUUUGGGCAUCAUCAUGAGCGCCUUCCUCAUCUGCUGGCUGCCGUUCUUCCUCUGGUAUAUCGUAUCCUCGCUUUGCGAUAGCUGCAUCACUCCGCGCCUCCUCGUUGGCAUCCUGUUUUGGAUCGGCUACUUCAACUCGGCCCUGAACCCCAUUAUUUAUGCAUACUUCAACCGCGACUUCAGGGCCGCCUUCAAGAAGACCCUCAAGAGCCUGUUUCCCUACGCCUUCUACUUCUGCCGACGCGGCAGGGGGCGGGACGACGACCGGGAUCUGGAGUUCGGCGGUCCCAGUCGCCGGGGAACCAAUGGAGCACGGGCCGGAUCCGGAUCCGCUGAGCUGGCCGCCAACUGCGUCAACUCGACGGCCUCGUCGGAGAUUCACAUGAGCGUGAUGCGGGCCCGCCAGUAUACCGUCAAUGUCACGCCCACCACGGACGCCCAGAUGCAGCAGCUUCAUCCGCUCUACACCAACUAAGAAACCCACGGCGUAUACUUGAUUUCAUCUCCAGUGCUUCACAAACGUCUGUUCAUGAGUGCGCAGUGCACACCAAGUGUUCUCCAGAAAGCAGAAACCAGAUUGCCAGCUUACAAAAAUAAAUUACUCGACAAAAACAUUCCUCAAAAUAACGGCUAAGAGGGCAAAAAAGAAUUUAACCACAAAUAAUAGCUAAAGCAACAGCAACAAUACGACAAUCCCACAGAUUAAAGAAAGCCUUCGAGAACAGCAAAUUGACGUGCAAAAUGAAUUGAAAUAUAAAUAGAAAUAUAAAUAUUUCGACAUACAUAUUUACGUGUCACGGAGUCAGGAAUUUCAUAAAGAGAUGUUUAUAAAUGCGAAUGCAAAUAGAUAUAUGAAUGUUUGAUAUACGUAUAUAAAAAGCUAGAUGUUAACCCAAAAAAAAUAAAGAUAAAAAACAUGAGAUAUGCAUGGAUUGAAAUAAUACUCUAAAGCAAAAAGUAAAUAAAAGCUACAGUUACACUGUAGAUAAAAGGUCUGGUUGAAAA
Molecule: messenger RNA, 2412 nt
Organism: Drosophila takahashii
Lineage: Eukaryota; Metazoa; Arthropoda; Insecta; Diptera; Drosophilidae
Gene: Octbeta1R
Product: Octopamine beta1 receptor
Biological process (GO): adenylate cyclase-activating adrenergic receptor signaling pathway
Cellular component (GO): plasma membrane
Molecular function (GO): octopamine receptor activity; adrenergic receptor activity
Source: RefSeq, a predicted model, not a curated record